AACUCCAGGCAUUGACACCUCCUAUCCUAGCCUAGUGAGGGACUAUGAUCAGAGAAUGGGAGAAUGGCUGUCAGAAGGUGGGAAGACAGAGGACCCAAGAAAGGAAGGCUGCAGACAGAAUGUGGAAUAAGAACGGAACACCAGUCAGAAUACGUACCAUGAGCGAUUCCUUUCGGGAUAAAGACUCCCUAUGCUGCCAACGGGGUCUGUGUUCUGCUUCACCGUUGGAGAUAUGGACCAAAUUCUACAAAUCAGAUCCACGCAUUGCCCUUGGGAAAUACUCCCCCUUGGAAAAAGAGAUCCUACGUCUGGGUGGUGUUCACACCGUGGCGGCAAAACGGCUUCUGACUCACAAGCAAGAGGAAGAGUGGAAGAUGCUCAAGGAGCUCCAAUCACUGUCUUCAGACUACAAGCGGGCGAUGGACUAUAGAACACAGCAUUCCCCUCCCUGUGCCACCUGUAGGCCCCUCGAAAAAACAUGGACCGCAAAGGUGAUCGUGCCCCCAGAGGAGUUAAGAAUGCCACAGCGCGAGAAGCUCACCAUCAUCAAGCACAUAGAACGGAUGCAGCUUGCUCGAGCCCUGAGAAACAGGCAACUCUUGCCCUACAUCGAGAGGUUUCAGGGCUCUUCCUUUCUGUCCGGAGGCGGCCUGUGCCCAAAGGCGAAAGACAAGACGAGGGAAGACGAGGGCGCUGAUUUCUACGGUGACACCAAGCAAGAGGAGAGAAGCAACGCAGAGAACGCAGCCACAAAGAGACAAGAAAUAAACAUGAAUGUAAUUUUCAAGUCAGAGGAACCAAAAAAGUGUUUCAUCCACCAGCCAAACGACCGGAAACCAUUCUUGCCCACCAAGAAAGUGGAACGCUCCAUCACGGGCUUAACCAACCGGAAUCUCCUCCCCGUAGCUGAGUUCCCUGGCGACCUAAUGCUGAUGAAUCAGGAUUUCAUAUCCCGGGGAGCCCAUCCCACUGAGGGGACGAAGGUCAGCCUCCCGGGGGAAGAGAGCGUCUGGAAGGAGUACACGCACAGAGCCGCUCAUCAGGAUUAAAGUCUUACUUAUUCCCAUGGUAACCAAGUGUCCCGGUCCUAAUUACUCCCAUGGCUCUGCCCCGGUCCCUGGAUCUCCAGGUCUCCUCCAGAGUCUCCAAAGACCCUCAAAGCUCUCAGAAAAAACAACCCGAUAAAUACCAAGAACAACCGGAGGAACAUCGGGUAAAUACAACGCUUGGAAAACACUGAUCCUAAGGGUUUACAUGAAAUGAUUCUUACUCACUUAUGUAACCUUAAGCUUUAUUAACUGGACUUUCAAAAAUCGAAUCAUGGAAACCCCAACCCACACUAGAAUGAUGGCCUGUGCUUUGCUAUUUCCAGCUGCUACUUUGUAUUCACUUUGCAAAAAAGAACCUCACCCUCAGUUUGAGCAAGUAUCACUCAUCUUUGGUACAACCUCAGAAUUCUUCAUGUGAAACAGAU
Molecule: messenger RNA, 1474 nt
Organism: Callorhinus ursinus (northern fur seal)
Lineage: Eukaryota; Metazoa; Chordata; Mammalia; Carnivora; Otariidae
Source: RefSeq, a predicted model, not a curated record